AUGGUUAAAGAGUGUGCGAUUGGUAUGGUGGAAGAGGUUUUAUGCCACGAUAUGAAAACCCAGCAAACUGUCGUGGAGCUAUUAAAGCAGGUACCGUUGUCAGCCAACACUACCGCAAGACGAGUCGAAGUUUUAGCCGAGGAUUGUACAUCCAAACUGAAGGCGGAUCUCGUUAAAGCAGAUGCCAUGUCCCUGGCAAUAGACUCGUCGUGUGACCUAACGGAUAUGGAGCAACUGUCUGUUUUUGUCAGAUUUUUUGAUGGGAAUGCAUUCAGGGAAGAGCUGCUAUGUUUGCUUCCUCUACCUGGGCGCUCAACGGGGGAGAUUAUCUUUAACGAGCUGACACGGUUCUUUGAGAAGGCUGGCUUGGACGUGGACAAAAUUGUGUCAGUUGUCACUGAUGGAGCCCCGUCCAUGGUGGGACUUCGACAGGGAUUGGCGAGCAGGCUGUCCGCAAUUAACCCAAAGAUGUUGACAUUUCACUGCAUCAUUCACCAGUCAGUGCUGUGCGCGAAACUCGACAACAAAAUGAAAGAUGUCAUGGAUUUUGUGACCAGGCUAGUGAAUUUCAUUCGAGCAAAUUCAAGUCUGCAACACCGGGUUUUCCGAGCCUUCUUGGAAGAAAUGUCAGCUGAGCACAGAGACCUUUUGCUGCAGAACGACGUGCGCUGGCUGAGCAAAGGCCGUGUGUUGGAGCGUGUGUGUGACCUGCACGCCGAGCUUGUUUCGUUCCUCUCCAGCCUGCAGAGUCAAAAAGCGCAACAGUUCCAGACUUUUUUGACCGAUCGGAAGGAGAUGGCAUACGUGUGUUUUUUAAGCGACAUAAUGUCUCAUCUGAAUCACCUUAACCUUAAACUACAAGGCAAGAAUCACACUGUUGCAGACAUGUACGAAGCUAUUGAAGCAUUCCAGGGAAAGCUGAACAUUUUCGAGAGAGACAUUCGAGGGAGAAAGUUGCACUUUCCUCGUUUGCAACAGCACUGUGAAAAGAACGGCAUGCGCGAAGAUCCAGCAAUGGUGCACUUCGUGACCAAACUGGCGGAGAACUUCAAGGAGCGAUUUGAAAGCAACCGCAAGCUCUCCCGUGACAUCCUCCUUUUUCUGAGACAGCCGUUCUCUGUGACGCCUGAUGGCCAGUGGACAUCGGAGGCCAAGAAACUGCUGCCUUCUAUAGAUGAAGCAUCGCUUCAGAUGGAGGUCUCGGAAAUGGCAACAUCCGACACGCUUAAAGCGCACCACCAGGAGAGCGAGUUGGCUGAAUUCUGGAUCAAUGUCGACCGUGAUCGAUUCAGAAACACCAGAUCAGUUGCAAUGCUCCUUUUGACAAGUUUCCCCUCCACAUACAUAUGUGAAGCCUCAUUUUCGGCAAUGAACUGUCUCAAAAAUGACGCAAGAAACAGAUUGUCUGACGCACACCUUGGCGAUUGUUUGAAGAUUGCCACAACAGAAUACAAACCAGACUUCAGGAAGGUUGCCUCCUCAUCCAGUCACUGCCAUCUCUCACACUGAUUGUGACUGACGUGGCUGAUAUGGUCCUGCAGAAUCCUCUAUCUCUCUUCAGUGACUGAUGUGGCUGAUGCGGUCUUGUAGAAUCCUGCACCUCUCUCUCUCUC
Molecule: messenger RNA, 1613 nt
Organism: Neoarius graeffei (lesser salmon catfish)
Lineage: Eukaryota; Metazoa; Chordata; Actinopteri; Siluriformes; Ariidae
Product: protein FAM200A-like
Exons: 2
Coding region: 1-1509 (502 amino acids)
Source: RefSeq, a predicted model, not a curated record